Syngnathoides biaculeatus (alligator pipefish) is the source of this 1807-nucleotide messenger RNA. Its product is annotated as calcipressin-1-like. Bases 342 to 983 code for a protein of 213 amino acids. Gene Ontology annotation, molecular function: calcium-dependent protein serine/threonine phosphatase regulator activity; nucleic acid binding. The transcript has 5 exons. Gene Ontology annotation, cellular component: cytoplasm; nucleus. Lineage: Eukaryota; Metazoa; Chordata; Actinopteri; Syngnathiformes; Syngnathidae. Gene Ontology annotation, biological process: calcium-mediated signaling. The record is from RefSeq and is a predicted model, not a curated record.
UGCUCUGGUAAUUGACGUCACUUCCUUUAUCCGCUACAGUCAUUCUGCAAACGAAAAACUACUGCAUUCUUCACGCGUAUAUUCGGCACUUUUUGUUAAAUGGUAUAGCGUUUGCGUGCCGAUUGUGGAAAAGGGGAGACUUUCAUGAAAUGGGAAGGACUUUGUACAUUUAGUGUCGUUUUCUCCGUUUCCUGGUCAGUGUACCCCUUCGAUGUGUUGCAGUUUUCAAGCCAGUACAGUAGUCGGCGAAGCUUUGUAUUCAUCCGGGACCACAUUGGUUGGAAGUAUUAAAAAGCGGGACGCUUCAUAGAAAACUCUUUCGACAAAUUAAACUAGUGGAAAUGCAGCAAUCGGAGAAUGUCUGUGAAGAGGACGGGACAGCGGUGGAUGUUCAGUUUAAUGCUUUACAAAACGCCCUUGUUGCAUACAAAGUGUCCGAGGAUUUAUUUGACGACGGACGUCUCAAGGCCAGCUUUGAGGCUUUAUUCCGUUCCUUUGACCCAAAAGCUCAGUUCCAGUACUUCAAGUCCUUCCGCCGGGUCAGGAUUAAUUUCAGUGACUCGCUGGCUGCGGCAGAGGCGAGACUGCGGCUGCACAAAACUGAUUUCAAUGGCAAAGAGAUGCGCCUCUACUUUGCCCAGUCUGUCCAUAUUGGGAGUCCCAGACUUGAGCCUCCAAAGCCAGAGAAACAGUUUCUCAUCUCGCCCCCUGCCUCGCCUCCAGUGGGCUGGGAGCAGUCUCAGGAUGCCAUGCCUGUUGUCAACUACGAUCUGCUUUGUGCCAUCUCGAAACUAGGACCAGGUGACAAAUACGAGCUCCACACAGCCACGCCCACCACUCCCAGCGUCGUCGUCCACGUUUGCAAAGAAGAGCUCGGUGACAGCAACCCGGACGACUUGGCGCGGCCCGCACGGCCCAAGAUCGUCCAGACGCGCCGCCCCGACUACACACACAGUGUCGAGCAGUUAGCAGCACUGGAGUGAAAGCUGUUUUUUUUUUUAACAUCCCCGUGAUGUAUUUGAUACAGCGUAGAUGAUGGGCUCUCUGAGGUUUGCUCUCGGAAUUUGGGAAGGUACCUACCUUGGACGUGCUGCAUUGUCCUGUUGGGAAGGAGAAGAACUUAGAGUCAGGUGCUGUAUUUGUGUCCUUUGGCAAAGAUUGGAACUAUUUGGGUGGAAAGUUUAGGUGUGUAACUUCCCACUGUUUUGAGGUUUUGGGAUGAUGGAAUACAAGUUUUGAAGUGUGUAAAAUAUUAUCUUCAUGCUUCAUAUUAUGGUUGGAUACCCACUUCAUGGAUUUGUUAGAUGUGCUAUUAUAACGUGCAUAAGAGAAGAUUGUAACCGAUAAAAGAUUCCCAUGCAGCAUCAUUUCAAGCAUCACUCGAGUUUUGUUGGGGGGAAAAAAUGGCUUCUCAAUAAAAUAAAGCUACGCAUUUACAUACCACUAAAUGUGAGAUUUAAGUGGUGGUAAAUUAAGAGGGUCUGUGUGACAUAUCUUCGCUAUUGUAACUGUUUUGUGUAGUUUGUGUGUUCAGUGUGGACUGCUUUACAUUUGAAAACUGCUCUGAAAUGAGUGUAAUAUUCACUGUUCUUGUUGUCAUUUCUACUUUAAUUGGGGGAAGGAAAGUUUUUGUAGGUGGGGUUGGAAUUGUUCAACUUGUCCUGAGGUUCAUUAAUUUAUCAAACUGUCCAUGUCUGACAGACCCAUUAAGGCCUUUUUCAUCCAUGGUUUGUGGUAACAUGGUGGUUUGACCAACUCCAAACAUCCCCUACAAAAAAAAAAAUAAAAAGUUAAAACUUGCCCACCA